Messenger RNA from Arvicanthis niloticus (Nile rat), 3902 nucleotides. RefSeq names its product zinc finger protein 395 (gene Znf395). Gene Ontology annotation, biological process: regulation of transcription by RNA polymerase II. The record is from RefSeq and is a predicted model, not a curated record. NCBI's taxonomy places the organism in Eukaryota, Metazoa, Chordata, Mammalia, Rodentia, Muridae. Gene Ontology annotation, molecular function: DNA-binding transcription factor activity; RNA polymerase II cis-regulatory region sequence-specific DNA binding. Gene Ontology annotation, cellular component: nucleus.
AGGAGCUAAGAGUAUCCAGCAUGCUGUCCCGACGCCUUGGCAAGCGCUCCCUUUUGGGAGCCCGGGUGUUGGGACCUAGUGCCACUGAAGUGCCAUCAGGGGCCAGCCUGCCUUUGGAGCCACAGAUAGAAGUGCCGGAAGGAGCCAUGCCCCCAUCCUCACUCACCUCUAAGGACCCUGUGUGCCAGGAGCAGCCCAAGGAUGUCCUCAAAGCUCUGGGUACCUCAGGCCACCCACAGGUGGCCUUUCAGCCUGGACAGAAGGUCUGUGUGUGGUAUGGGGGUCAGGAGUGCAAGGGCCUGGUGGAACAGCACAGCUGGGCCGAGGACAAGGUGACCGUCCAGCUGCUCGACCAGAAGUUACAGAUUUGUUGUAAAGUAGAAGAGGUGUGGCUCGCAGAGCUGCAGGGUGGUACCACACCCCAGGUGCCAGCCUCGGAACCCGGAGCCCAGGUGUCAGCCUACAGACCCGUGUCUAGGAACAUCGACGUCCCAAAGAGGAAGUCGGAUGCAGUGGAGAUGGAUGAGAUGAUGGCCGCCAUGGUGCUGACGUCUCUGUCUUGCAGUCCUGUUGUGCAGAGUCCUCCUGGGGCUGAGCCCAUCUUCUCUGUUUCUCGUGCAGCCAGCGGUGACCCAUGGAAGGAGAGCGGUGACAUUUCAGACAGUGGCAGCAGUGGGCACUGGAGCGGGAGCAGUGGCAGCUCCACUCCCUCACCCCCCCACCCGCAGGCCAGCCCCAAGUACCUAGGGGAUGCCUUUGGGUCUCCCCAAACUGAUCACGGCUUUGAGACUGAUCCUGACCCUUUCCUAUUAGAUGAACCAGCCCCACGAAAGAGGAAGAACUCUGUGAAGGUGAUGUACAAGUGCCUGUGGCCCAGCUGUGGCAAAGUUCUUCGUUCAAUUGUGGGCAUCAAACGCCACGUGAAAGCCCUCCACCUGGGGGAUACUGUCGACUCUGAUCAGUUCAAGCGGGAGGAAGACUUUUACUACACAGAGAUGCAGAUGAAAGAAGAAUCUGCUCUGGCUGUGGCUGCCCCCCCUGCCCCUGGGACACCUACGGGGGAGCCAGCGUCCACCUCCCGGGUGACCAGCCCGUCCCUUGCUGCUUUUUCAUUGCCUCCAGCCAAAGUCCAGUCGUCUGGCCCAGAACACCCUGGCCUGGAGUCUUCCCUUCCCUCAGUUGCACUCAGCAAGUCAGCUCCUGGCUCCUUCUGGCACAUUCAGGCUGACCAUGCAUACCAGGCUCUGCCAUCCUUCCAGAUUCCUGUUUCCCCCCACAUCUACACCAGCAUCAGCUGGGCUGCUGCCCCUACCACCACCUCAUCCCUCUCUCCGGUCCGGAGCCGCUCACUCAGCUUCAGCGAGCCCCAGCAGCCGCCACCCACAGUGAAGUCUCAUCUGAUUGUCACCUCCCCACCCCGUGCUCAGAGCAGCACCAGGAAAGCCCGUGGAGAGGCCAAGAAGUGCCGUAAGGUGUAUGGCAUCGAGCACCGGGACCAGUGGUGCACAGCCUGCCGGUGGAAGAAGGCCUGCCAGCGCUUCCUGGACUGAGCCUGCCUCCGCUAGCCCCGCUCCUCACCCUGCCUGGCAGCCAGGAGGCCUCCAGGCCUGCAGCCAUCAGCAGAACACAGGGAGAUGAUGUGGCAUGGAUGUGGGCAGCUGGGGCUCCAUUGGCUAAGAUAGAACACUUAAAAACACUUUCUCCCCCUUGUGGGAGUGUUUUAUUUUUUAAAAGCAAAAUCUAAAUGAAACUAUUUUUCCCCUUAAAAUAGGAGAGAGCCAAAAUUGACCAAGGGUAUUCUACAGCGAACCAGAGACCAAAGAGUUACCCCCAUCCCUACCCCAUCCCACCCGCUCUGGGACUACAUACGCAUCAAAAGUAGGACAGGAUGCCUUGCCUGUUUUUGUGCUGAGCUGGUGAAUCCUUUGCUCUUUCAGCUAUUCUAGAAUGGACUGUGAGCGGAAUGAAUUUCCUUUUUUUUUUUUUUUUUUUUUUAAAGAUAUGGGUUGACUUCUGUUGGAGCAGCUUCUGCAGACAGAAAAGAGACACCCUUUUAUGGUGGCAACUUUUGGAUCUGGGUCUUCUCCCCCCCCACCCCCAGAUGUUGGGUUGCAUGCCAAUAAACAUGUGGCUUCUUCUCAAGGCCUGUCUCAAAAAAGCUGAGCUAAAAAGGCUAGUAUGAAUUCAGCUUGAGAAGGUGGCCUCAACACUAUUCUGAGCAUCCUUCAGCUCUGAGAGGAAGUGUAGAGGGUCUCCAUAAAACUCUGCUCCCGCUGAGUGAAGUCCUUCCUGAGGCCCCUUCCCCCCAGAGUGUCACAGACAUGAGAAUGUCAGGUGGUCUUGUCUGAUGUGGAAGUCUUUGAUGAGGAAAACUUCUUUCCUUUGGGGUCUCUGGAAGAUCCUAGCAGACUUUGCCUCUGGGCCUGCUCAACAUGACUUCCAGGACCCAGCUGUUUUGGACUGACAUCCCAGGUGUCACAGGCUCAGGGAGUGACACCAGGCCACCUCCCCAGGGAGUAAGCAGCCUUGGCUUACGGAGAGUAGCCUGAUCACUGAGGCUCCGCUGGUGGUGUCACAGGAAAACAUCUACUUUUCAGUCUAAAGCACACUAAGUACCAUUCAUAGAAAACCUGUGAGUCUAAGAGACUGUGUGUAUGAAGUGAAGGGUGUAGUGGCAGCCUGGGCUGCUGAUGGAGGGGAAACACCAGUGUCUGGGUGUCUUUGGUAGGGUUGUAUUUUUAUAACACAGAGUUUUUGAUCAUAUAGGGACCCCACCAAGAGGCUCUCCUCUCCCCUUCUUAAUCCCGGUGUAGACUGAGUGUCCACUUCAACAAGGGGUUUUAAUCCCAGCCUUGGUUGGGAGCUUGCAAACGUAACUGAAUAUAACUUCCUCCAUUUGAAGCAGGCUUCCUGUGCCAUUGGUGCAGCAGACAGAACAGGAAGAGAGAAAAGACAGGAAUUGAUGAGAUGGUUUAAAAACUGAAGGAGUUGUGAUUUUGUUUGGUUCUUUAUUCCAUCUCUGUGCAGCCUCUCGAGCCUACAUUCAUUCCCUCUCCUCCCUGGUGGUGUUGGCCUCCUGCCUGCUGUCAUAUGUCCCCCUUUUGCUCCCUGCCCAUCCCGAUGCUUUCAUGUUGGUUCCUGACACAUGGUCUGGCUUUGGGUUUGAAGGGCAAGGGUGGCUUGUGAACACACCCAUCCAUCAGGCCUGCUUUGUCUUCAUCUCUAUCUCCCUGCUCCCCCAGCCCCGAGGGUUUGGAAUCUGACCGGGUGAAGGCACCACAGGCAUGCUUUUGAAACCAACAGGGCCUAGCCUGCUAACAGUUAGCUUGGGAAACUGUCCAGCCACAUUUCCGUUCUUCGGAGUUCUCAGAGUUACCUUCAGACGUGGUGCCAUGUUGGGAGCAGCCUCAGUGGGACUGCACUACACUCACUCCGUGCUGCAAGUCCAGGAAUACUGUCUGUAGCCACUGAAGUCUCAGGUACAAAGCCAAAGGGCUCUCUGGGAACCAAGGGUUGGAUCCAUGAUAAGCCUUUAUCAUGUUGCUGCUUCAGACGGUACUGCGAGCAAUGGCUGCCUUUGUCGGAGUGAGUGUAUAGCUUGACACCUUAGAGGACCCUAUGAAAUUGGAUAUGGAAACUGACUUGGUGGGAAAAAAAAAUUGUUACUUUCUGGUCACCCCAGGUUCUGACUUUACCAGGGGCAAAAAACAACACAAAAAGGGAGACUCCCAUCUGUGAAUUUGUCUUUUCAGCGCUUCUCCCCCACGACCCCCCCGCUGUCUUCCAAGUAUUAUUUUUACUGUUAAGAUUUUUUUUUAAAUGUGAAAUGAAAUGUAAUGUUUUUACAGCAAUGAUAUGAAAUAUAUUUUAUAAGGAAUAAAAUGGUACAUUGUCUGACUUAG